This is a messenger RNA of Jaculus jaculus (lesser Egyptian jerboa), 1932 nucleotides long. It is a transcript of the gene Ca2, whose product is annotated as carbonic anhydrase 2. Gene Ontology annotation, cellular component: cytoplasm. The coding region runs from base 123 to 905 and encodes 260 amino acids. Gene Ontology annotation, molecular function: zinc ion binding; carbonate dehydratase activity. The record is from RefSeq and is a predicted model, not a curated record. The transcript has 7 exons. Lineage: Eukaryota; Metazoa; Chordata; Mammalia; Rodentia; Dipodidae.
CGCCCCGAGCGCGAAGUUGGCUGGAGCCUAUAAAAGCCUGGAGCGUGAGACCCGCGACGCACACACAGUUUGGCCCCUAGACUGGCGACUGCUGCAGCCCAGCUCCGAGCCCCGGCGCGACCAUGUCCCACCACUGGGGAUACGGCAAGCACAACGGACCUGAACACUGGCAGAAGAGCUUUCCCAUUGCCAAUGGAGAGCGCCAGUCCCCAGUUAACAUUGACACACGUGCUGCCCACCAUGAUCCCACCCUGAAGCCUCUGAAUAUCAACUAUGAACAAGCAGCUUCCAGAAGGAUCCUCAACAAUGGCCACUCCUUCAACGUGGAGUUUGAUGACUCCGAGGACAAAGCAGUGCUAAAAGAUGGACCUCUCAAAGAGACCUACAGAUUGAUCCAGUUUCACUUUCACUGGGGGUCUUCUGAUGACCAGGGCUCUGAGCACACUGUGGACAAAGUGAAAUACCCUGCGGAGCUUCACCUGGUUCACUGGAACACCAAAUAUGGGGAUUUUGGGAAAGCUGUGCAGCAACCAGAUGGACUGGCUGUUUUGGGCAUUUUUUUGAAGAUCGGCAGAAAUAAGCCAGGCCUUCAGAAAGUCCUUGACGCACUGAGUUCCAUUAAAACAAAGGGGAAGAGCGCUGACUUCCCUAACUUCGAUCCUUGUGGCCUUCUUCCUGAAUGCUUGGAAUACUGGACCUACCCAGGUUCUCUGACCACCCCACCUCUGCUGGAAUGUGUGACUUGGAUUGUGCUCAAGGAACCCAUUACCAUCAGCAGUGAGCAGAUGAUGGAAUUUCGUAAACUGAACUUUAAUGGGGAGGGUGAACCCGAGGAGCUGAUGGUGGACAACUGGCGCCCAGCUCAGCCACUGAAGAGCAGACAAAUCAAAGCUUCCUUCAAGUAAGAGGGUCCUGCAGCUGGACGUCCUGAGGAUGAACGCUUGGCUCCUUCCCUGUAGCUAAGCACAGGGCUUUGUGUCUGGAAUUGUAGAUCCUUCAUCUCUCACCUGUCACACUGACUAAUAAAAUGCAACGAGCAAGAGCAAGUAUCCUACGUGAUCAAAGCAUUCUGGUGGGUUGGGCUGGUGCUUGUCUCAUGGGAGAGCCUUGCGGUCACAAGGAUCUAGUGUGCAGGAUGGAUUCAAGUACCUUGCCUUUGUUCAUAGUCACAGAUCCAUGUAUACUCACCGAGAACUGUCUACUAAUAUCAUAAUUUUGAAAUAUAUGAAAUGGUUGAGUGUGAAUCCAGAUCAUAAGAAAAUUGAGCUAAUUUAAGCAAAUCAGGUAAAAUAGUCAUGCUUUUAUGAAUAGAAAUUGAUAAAAUAAAUGUUCAUGGUUCCAACAUGUCAUAUUAAAUAAAAACUUUUAAAAUGCUUAUAUAUUUGUAGCAAAGAUCUUAAAAUGAAUUAUGUUGUAACUCAGUGACUUUUGAAUUGUAGAGAUGUAAAUGAGGAUGUAAAAAUUGUUAUAGUUGUGAUACAGAGUAUAUUUCCAUUCAAAUAAUGUAUCAUAAUUUAAUGGAUGAUGUCUUUUAGAUAUAUUCUCUAAUAAAAUUCAAAACUCUGAUUUGGUUCAUCUUACUGUACAGGUGGCAGUAGGCAGAAGUGGAGGUACAAAUGUCUUCUUUCACAAUCUGUGUCAGUUCAUGAGUAAUAGUCAGCCAAUGUAACUGGCUUACUCACGGUUGGAGCCUCCGCAGAGGAAAGCCCCUGGAGUGGGUGCUAUUCACCAAGCACUGCGGUCUAGGUGCUUUCUGAGCACUUACUCAUGGGAUCCUCAUGAUGGCCCUGUGAGGGUCAGUUCUGCAAGGGAAACAGAAUUAAUUGCUGAAUUAAGAGGGAAGGAAGCAUUAGAAAUUCAAUGGAAAUAAAGUCCAUCUGUUUGUAAAGGGAAUUCAAGCAAUAUCUGUAAUUAAAAGAAUAACUUAAAUUA